ACGAUACUAGAGCAUAUUCCCGUGUAGCGCCGAUUGUUAUAAUUCUUAUUUGGUUGUUCAGUAUCACUGCAUAUUAAGCCGGGAAUCUCUGCCUAACAGUGCAUACUGACUAUCUGAGUACGUUAUUAAGAAACGCAAUUUAAUGAAUGUUUAGGGGAGCUCAAGGUCAACAGCAGCUUGUGCUUUGCUAAAUGCUUUUAUAAUUGCCACACAUGGUUAAGAUUGUUGAUUAGACGCUUCCGUAUGUUCUCAGUUAUUUUAUCAAGGCUGUAGAUUUCGGGUCAUCAAAACCACAAAACGCCGCAAGACUGUUGUGAAUUACGCGAAACGACGACAAUGGGCUUGUUUUCCUCCUUUCCUUUUUUAACGGUACAAUGCAUUUCACCUAUUAGAUAAGGGGGAAGGGGGUGUCCGAGCUGAAAGAUGGAAAUGCCGUGUGAUGUUGGAUGAUCGCUAUCAAUGGACACUUCUGUCCUGAAAAGAGACGGAAUAAAAUGAAACGCUCCUCCAGGCGGGUUGCGAGUGGAACAGUUACAGCGAGAUAUUAGGAGUGGGCAAAGCCUAACAGGUCCGAGACGGACUUUUCCUCUCUUCAGCUCAGGAAAACGAACAAGUCAAUCAUGUGGACAUGCUUCAUUAUUCAAUAAAGACAUUUUUUUCACUGCUUCAUUAACGUGCAGGAGUUUCUUCUGCCCGUUGCGGUAGGAUUUUAAGGCAACAGGUGGGAAAAACCUGCUCAAGAACAUCUUAUCUGGCCAGAUCCAAACUGUCCAAACAUAUGGGAAGUGGAAACCACCUUAGACUUCAUUCCUUGCCACCCUUAAUCAUCUGUAGUUCUUGCCUCUGUGUGUUCUAACCUCCCUGGCAAACCUUAUACAAGAAUGAAGUUAGCGUGUUAAGGAUGGAGGAAUCCAGUCUGUGCCUUGGUGUGUCUUCGGUGAUUCCUGAAGCUGACGGCCAUCUCAAAAACGCCGCUCUCAAUGGCCGCUAUCCCAUUAGCCAGAAGAUGCACCAGCUGACCACUCAGCUGGGCCAUGCAUUCCCUGACUUUCCCAAGAGACAGCAGAUCCCAGAGGAAAAAGCAACCACCCCACUGGAUGAGAAAAGCCGCACUGCCCUCCCUGGCCAGCACAUCAACAGUCAAAUGGCACUGCUAGCCAACCAGCUCAACAGGGACAUUGAUGCCAGUACCUUGGGUUUGAAUGGAAGAGUGGAUCUCCAACAGUUCCUGAAUGGGCAGAACAUAGGCAUCAUAUCCCAGAUGAAUGACAUUGAGGAGGAUGCCCGUAAGAACAGGAAGUACCCGUGUCCUCUGUGUGGAAAGAGGUUCCGCUUCAAUAGCAUAUUAUCGCUGCACAUGCGCACUCAUACUGGGGAGAAACCUUUCAAGUGCCCUUAUUGUGACCACAGGGCUGCACAGAAGGGCAACCUGAAGAUUCAUCUCCGCACACAUAAGCUGGGGAAUCUCGGAAAGGGGCGCGGCCGAGUGCGUGAGGAGAACCGGCUUUUGCACGAGCUGGAAGAGAGGGCCAUAUUGAGGGACAAACACCUGAAAAAGGGUCAAAUGCAGCCCCAGACAGAUAUAAAGCCCGUAAGUCCGGCUGUCUCACAUCAGCAGCUGCCUGUGCAGUUCCAGUAUCAAGCACCAAAUUCUGAUUGCAGUCACCCUGCACCAAGCAGUCUGCUCUCUGCUGAGAGCCUGUCACAACCAUCACCGUCCCCUAAGCCAGCCAACUCUCAUGAUGAGCAGGCUGCCCCGGCCACGGGGUUCCGCUGCACCUUUUGCAAAGGGAAGUUCAAGAAGCGAGAGGAGCUGGACCGGCACAUCCGCAUCCUACACAAACCUUACAAGUGCACCCUUUGCGAAUACGCCGCUUCGCAGGAGGAAGAUCUCAUCAGCCACGUGGAGAAGGCCCACAUUACUGCUGAGUCCGCCCAGGGGCAAGGCGUAAGUAACAACGGGGAGAAGACCACUAACGAGUUUCGCUGUGACGUUUGCGGUCAGGUAUUCAGCCAAGCCUGGUUCUUAAAGGGCCACAUGAGGAAGCACAAGGACUCUUUCGAGCAUUGCUGUCAGAUCUGUGGUAGGCGCUUUAAGGAACCAUGGUUCCUGAAGAACCACAUGAAGGUCCACCUGAACAAAUUGACAAUCAAGAGCAAGCCGCCCAACGACUCCGAGAUGUCCAUCAACAUGAACAACACCUCUCAAGAUGCUCAUGCCAACCUUUACUCUCGAUACAUCUCCUGCUUGCAGAGUGGUUUCCUCUCGGCUGAAAAAAUGAACCUGUCUGAUCAACACCAGAUGCUGACUAAAGCAGGUGUGGCAGUGAAGGAGAAGGAAAUGCUGGGAAAGCUGUUGGCUCCUGUAGCAGGUCUAAGCCAUGGAUUGACUGAGGGGGAAAAACAGUCUUUGUUUAGCUGUCUGAAUAUGGUACCCCCUCUAAAAUCUAGCUGCAUGGAGCGCUUACAGGCAGCGGCAAAAGUGGUAGAGAUGGAUCACCUCAACAGCUACCAGGCUUGGCAGAUCAUGGCCCGAGGUAUGGCUAUGGAUCGACUGUACACACCCCAAGAUCAGCAGCCUGUGCAUCGUAGCCAGGAUGAAGAGCCGACGAAGGGCAUCAUGGCCUUUUCAAAAGAGAAGCACAACUAUCCAUUAACUGGCUCUGAGGGCUCCAAGCACUCAUCGCAUUUGGAGGCAGUUCACAGAGCCAAGGGUGGUAGCAUAGCCUCCUGCAAGGAUGCUGGUGCCUUUGACGGUCACACAGAGUUUGUGUCCCAUGCCAGCUUGGGUCAGACCCUCGAGUACAGUCUGGUUAACCUGAAGGAGAAACCUAGUGAGUGCGCCGACUGCGGCCGGGUUUUCAGAACUUACCACCAGAUGGCGGUCCAUUCUCGGGUGCACAGCAAGGAGCGUCGGCAUGCAGACGAGGGCAUCCAGCAGAGCGUGGGCCUGGACGAGCGCCGUGGCUCUGCCAGCGACCCGGAGUCUCAGUCCAUCAGCAGGUCCACCACCCCGGGCUCAUCUAACGUCACAGAGGAGAGUGGAACUGGCGGGGGCAUCUCCCAGCCCGGCAGCGCUCAGGAAGACAGCCCACGUCCCUCCUCACCAUCCUCAGAUGCCGGGGACGAGUCCGUAAGGCAGGUGGGAUUUGCUUCGCCCCCUACCCAGCACAGAGAGAGGGUACCUGCAUCUGCCACAAAGGACUGCCCCUACUGUGGAAAGACAUUUCGGACAUCUCACCACCUGAAGGUGCACUUGCGGAUACACACAGGCGAGAAGCCAUACAGGUGUCCUCACUGUAGCUACGCUGGGACACAGUCAGCCUCGCUGAAGUAUCAUCUGGAGAGGCACCACAGGGAGAGACAGAAUGGUGCAGGCCCGUCAUCCGGACACUCCCCUGAGCACAAGGAGGAGCAGACAGGAAGCAAGAGCAGCCUUUUUAUCAGACCAGAUGUCCUGCGUAGUGUCUUUAAAGGCACAGCCAGCAGCGUGGACUUCAGGGCUGCUUCGGCACUGCCCCACCGGUGGACCCCUCCUGGGAUCAUGGCUCCCAAGGACCUGGAGCAAGACUGCCAUAGAGGGCCUUCAGAAAACCCCUCUGAGAACCUGAACAUCUCAGAUGGGUUAUCAACGAGCAGGCCGGCAAGCUUCUCCGACCUCAGCCAGGCCUACCACGGGGUGCUGGGAAACGGAAGCAGCUUCCAAGGGGCCCUGCAGGCCUUCAUGGACAACUUCACUCUGACUUCCUUGAAGAAGGACAAGGAGAUGAGGGAGAGCCAGCCGCCAGCGCAACAGCAGCAGAAUUUCAGCCAUGAGAGCGGCGACGGGAAAGCCAAGAGAGGCGAGAAUAGCGGGGAAAAAACAGAUGCUAGGCCUUCCAAAGGCAAACCCGAGAAAUCACAGUAUGAACCGCUAGAUCUAUCUGUCAGGCCAGAUUCAGUAUCCCUGCCAGGAUCCUCCGUCACCAUCCAAGACAACGUGGUGUGGCACGGCUGCUUGUUUUGCUCCUUCAGAACUUCCUCUGUAGAGCAAAUGGUUCUCCAUUUGCAGGCCAAUCACCUGGGGAAAGGCAAAUACAAGGAGAGCAGUUCCUUGGAUGUGAAAGUCACAAGCAAGGAGCUAACGGCCGAGUUUUCCCCCGUGAAUAAAGGCAGGCUGGCUCCAGCUGUUUGUCACCCUGGCAAUGAGGCCAUCUCCUCCAAGCAAGGCCCACAUGCAAAUAAAAUGAACCAGCACGAAAGAAGCAAGGAGCCUAACCAUUUGAACAGCGCCAUCAUGAGUGGCUUUCAGAAUGACUUCUACAAGCAGUUCAGUGUGUAUGAAACUCCACGACGACAAGGUCCCCAAGGAUUUGGCGCUAUGUUCCCCGGGUCGCUUGAUCAACAGAUGCAGGUUCCCGAGACUCUGUGCCGGAAAUCUGCUGGUCUGAGUGGCAGCAUCUCACCCACCGAGGAGCCGUCCGACAAAUCGUCUGACGAGAUUCCCUUCGGCGAUAUGGAGAUGUCCACAGAGCAGGAGUGUUUAGAAUAUGACAGACUUGGAAUGGCAGAUGACAGUAUGGAGCCCGUCACAGAGCCACUGUCGUCUAAAGAAACAGAGGAUGAGCAGGAAGAGGAGAAGAUGGAGGAUGAGGAAGGCGGGGGGGCCGAGGAGUUGGCGAAGGCGUCCAGUGAGAUUGACCUGAAGGUGGCCUCGAGACUAGAGGCUCCAGUACCUCCCCAGCCUCCAGUUCCUCCGCGUCUGGAGAAGCGAUGGCAAGGCCUUAGCCUCCUUUCAUCUCAUGGAGCUCCCACUGGGCUGCCACAAGCAGGCCAGGCCCAUCUUGAGCAGCAGAUGAACAUGUUGUCUGUCCUGAGGGCGUACAGCACAGAGAGCCGAGCGGCGUUCAACGGCAUUGGAAACGGCUCAAACGGCACCAGUGGCACCAAGAGAUCAGACAUAUUUGGACAGAGGCCAUUCCAGUGCCAAUACUGUCCCUACAGUGCCUCCCAAAAAGGUAACCUGAAGACGCAUGUGGUGUGUGUCCACCGCAUGCCUUUUGAUAACAGCCAGUACCCCGACCGGCGAUUCAAGCGCCUGCGUGUGGACAUGGAAUCCCCCGCGUGUGCACAUGGAAACCCCUGGGAACAAUGAUGACAGAACCAGGGGGGCACCAGCAAGCACCGGGGAUUCCCGGCUCAUUCACCAGUGAUGCUGCAGGGAGGUGCAACAACACAGGGGCCAAGUGCAGUUGUUGCCAUCAUUUUUUCAGGCAACAUAUUAAUUCAUAUUAUACAGGUGUAUUGAAAUAUUGUACUGGUUUCAUAGCUAUCAUAUACAUAUAUGUACAGCUUAAUAAUUUAGGUUCAAUUGCCAAAAGUACAAUUACAAUAAACUACCACUGCCUACAAUGUAUGAUAAAUACUGAGAUAUUACAUUCUUGUUUAUACAGAAUAACAAUUGCAGGUUUAAACCUGGAAUCCUUAAAACUUGAGACUUUUUUUAUAAUCUGAAAAAACUACUUAAAAAGCACAUAUACCCUGCAUGUAUGGUCUAACGAAUACCAGGUGACGAAGGUCAUCAUUCUGGGCCAAGCAGACAGAAGGUGACCUCGGGCACCAGCCUCGCCGAUCACCUGCAUUAAGCAACAAAUAAAACUUUACAUCUCAUAUUAAACAACUAUGGAUGGUCUUUGGAUGGUCUCUCAUGCUGGUAUAACAUUGUAGACAGGCUGGUAUGCAUAGAAUGCUGUCGGAUUGGUGUGGUGGUGCUGUUCUACUAAGCGGAACCUUUGUUUCACUUUCAUAUCAUACAGUAUGAUGUAGGACAUUUCAGUUUUGUUUGGAUGGAAGCUGUUAAGAAUGUACAGGUAUCUUUUGAACAUAAUAAAAGUACUGUGCUAUUUAGGUUUUACUUUUAUGCUUUUUGCAACUUUUUUGUUCAUGUUUAUGUUGUUAAAUUAAUUUUGUUAAUGGCUAUUAAUAUUAUCAUUACUAAGUUACAAAUAAUAGCAAUAUUUGGUAUCAGUGAACUCUUAAUUAGGGCAAUGAAGACAUGAUAUUUUUUAUCAUUCAUGGAAAUUUUAACAUGAGUAAGAAUGAUCUAAGGGGAACAGCAUAAUGUCAUUGAAUGACAGCUCCGAUGUCCUGAAAUCUUACAGCCUUAAGCAUCUUGAAUCUAAGAAAAGCAUUUUGUGAAAUAUUACUUCAAGAAAUGUGUAAAUAAAAAUAUUAGAUGUUAUUAUUAUUAUUAUUAUUAUUAUUUAUAUAUGCUGGAGUAGAAGAACACAUGCUUAGACUAUGUCUUUAAUUUAAGUUGCUUUAUAAUUAGGGUUUUGGCAUAACAGACCUGCAUUUUUCUAUAGUAUAAUUCCCACUGCCUUAUCGUUAGUUUGUGUGAUCCCUUCUUGAACGAUGUCACACGUCGUGUCACGUGUCACACAAAUGAGAUUUUAAUGUGUUUUCCUUACAAGUGAUAAAAGUUUCCCUUUGCUUAUGUGUAACUGUAUGCAAAUCAGUGCUUCAGCAUGUUUUAAAAAAAUAAUAAUUUCAUAUUUUCUAAGGACAAAUAGAGACCUUUCAUAUUAGAAGAAAAACAAACUUGAGCACCAUAUUUGUGUGAAUGUUCAUCAGUACCAUGUGCUCCAGUGCUACUGUCACCUGCCCUUCCCAGUUCCUUGAAUGAUCUCUCUUUGCUACUCAUGUCACGACAACAACAGCAACAGUAAUAAACAAGUGGUAGAAAAGACGGUUCAUUGUCAGUAAUGUGCGACAGAUACUGUAGUACUAUGUUCCUGUUCUCCGUCCUCCUGAUCAUCGUGGUCUCCUUGCUCUUGCGUAAAACAGUAUUUACUGUAUAAGGAAUGCAGUUUUUCGUACACUGUCUGUUAUUACCCAUGGC
Brienomyrus brachyistius is the source of this 6880-nucleotide messenger RNA. RefSeq names its product zinc finger protein 536-like. Gene Ontology annotation, biological process: regulation of DNA-templated transcription. The record is from RefSeq and is a predicted model, not a curated record. Gene Ontology annotation, cellular component: nucleus. The coding region runs from base 902 to 5134 and encodes 1410 amino acids. Gene Ontology annotation, molecular function: RNA polymerase II cis-regulatory region sequence-specific DNA binding; DNA-binding transcription factor activity, RNA polymerase II-specific. Lineage: Eukaryota; Metazoa; Chordata; Actinopteri; Osteoglossiformes; Mormyridae. The transcript has 7 exons.